ACUCCCAACCCCGAAACACAGAAACCCAAAUUCCUGUGGGAAUUUCAUGCUAGGAUGGCCGAUCCCGGCUCAUCUCCAUCCCAAAAACCCCUGCAACCCCCCAACCCCAACGCAAUAGAACCUUCACCAACACCACCAGUAGCCACCCCAUCAAACUCAGCCUCAAACCCACCAAUCCCAUCUCCCCAAAUCUCAUCCCCGCCCCUCCCCCAAAACCAAAACCAACAGCAGCAGCUCAUCUCCCCCGCCGUCGGAUUGGACUACUCGCAGAAACCCAAUCCCCAAUCGCAGCCGUUGAUUCAGCAGCAGCAGCAGCAGCAGCAGAAUGUGAAUUUCCAGCUGCAGCAGCAGAACAUGCAGCGAUCCCCGUCCAUGUCGCGGCUGAACCAAAUUCAGCAGCAGAGCCAGACCCAGCAGCAUUUCGGCAUGAUGAGGAAUCAGCAGCAGGGGAGUUUGUACGGCCAGGUCAGUUUCGGAGGCGCCGGUGGCCUUCAGCAGCAGCAGCAGCAGCAAAUGGGGGGUGGCAACUUGUCUCGAGCUGCCCUGCUCAGCCAGAGUGGCCACCUGCCAAUGCUGUCUGGUGCUACUGCGCAGUUCAGUAUGCAGCCGCAGUUGUUGGCUUCGCCAAGACAAAAGAGCGGGUUAGUUCAAGGUACCCAAUUUAAUUCUCCUGGACAAUCUCUGCAAGGAACACAAGCAAUGGGUAUGGGGAUGAUGGGAUCAAUCAAUUUGACCUCACAACUAAGAGCUAACGGGGCCUUAUAUGCUCAAAGACUGAACCAGAACCAACUUAGACAGCAAUUAUCCCAGCAAAAUUCGCUCGCCUCUCCCCAGAACUUACCGAGAACAUCCUCACUUGCAUUUAUGAACCCUCAGCUAUCUGGGCUGGCUCAGAAUGGACAGCCAGCUAUGAUGCAGAAUUCUUUGUCACAACAGUGGUUGAAGCAAAUGCCAACAAUUUCAGGCCCUGCUUCACCUUCAUUCCGCCUUCAACAACAGAGGCAGGCUGCUAUCUUCCAGCAGCAACUGGCUUCAUCCACUCAGUUGCAUCAAAAGUCCUUGUCAAUGAACCAGCAACAGUUAUCCCAGAUUGUACAGCAACAGCAGCAGCAACAACAAAUGGGGCUUCCACAGCUGCAGCAUCAGCAACCACAACAACAACUGCAAAAACAGCAACAACAACAGGAACAGAAACAGCAACUGCUACAACAACAAUCACAGCAACAACAGCCUUUCAAUCAGCAGCAGCAGCAGCAUUCCCCAAGGAUGCCUGUGCCAGCUGGCCAGAAAUCUCUUAGUCUAACAGGAUCACAGCCUGACGCUACUGCCUCUGGUACAACCACGCCAGGAGGGAGUUCAAGCCAAGGAACAGAAGCAACCAACCAACUUCUUGGGAAGAGAAAGAUGCAAGAUUUAGUCUCACAGGUUGAUUCACAGGGAAGGUUGGAUUCUGAAGUUGAAGAUCUUCUCUUGGAGAUUGCUGAUGACUUCAUUGAUUCUGUGACUACAUUUGCAUGCAGUUUGGCAAAGCAUAGAAAAUCUACAACUGUAGAGUCCAAGGAUGUGUUGCUACACUUAGAGAAAAAUUGGCAUUUGACAAUUCCCGGAUUUUCAAGUGAAGAGAGGAAGUACCAAAACAAAUCUUUGUCGAGUGAUGUACAUAAGAAACGUUUAGAUAUGAUACGGACGCUGAUGGAAUCUUCGCAACUGGAAACUAGUUCCAAUAAUCCUAAGGAGGUGAUCAGAGGGUAUGGCAACCCUGUUGGUGCCAACCACUUAAUAAGACCAUCCCUUGGUUCAGAACAGUUGGUUUCCCAAGCAACUGGUUCUCAGAUGCUGCAGCAGAUAACUCGGUUUUAGUAUAUAUCAGUUAUCAGUUUUAACUUUUAAGUGCCUAGAUAUGUUGGUUGUUUGCGAAAUAGCAGGAGCAGUAUUUGGAUUGAUAAAAGCACAGAUCUGUAAAUUACUUGUGUAAGCAAUGAGAAUGAUUCAUAGGCCAGUGGAGAAGCAUAAGGCCGAAGUCGCAACAUAAUAUAGUUUUGGUUGGGUUGGGAUGUGUAAUCUAAUUGAUAACUUGUCAACCUUUUUUUCUCUUUUUGAAGCUUUUUUCCUUGGUUGUUAUUUGUAUGGUAAGAAACAAAGAAUUGGCUGGGCUGAUGGCAUUUUAUACUAGUUUAUUUAAUUUCUGGGGUGAAUGUGUAUACUAAUUUGCUCCGAGCCCAAGUUUAUCGAUUCUAAUAAGUGAAAAGCUUGAUUAAGUGAUUAAGUUUA
Molecule: messenger RNA, 2271 nt
Organism: Argentina anserina (silverweed cinquefoil)
Lineage: Eukaryota; Viridiplantae; Streptophyta; Magnoliopsida; Rosales; Rosaceae
Product: transcription initiation factor TFIID subunit 12b
Exons: 9
Coding region: 55-1860 (601 amino acids)
Biological process (GO): RNA polymerase II preinitiation complex assembly; DNA-templated transcription initiation
Cellular component (GO): SLIK (SAGA-like) complex; transcription factor TFIID complex; SAGA complex
Molecular function (GO): DNA binding; protein heterodimerization activity; TBP-class protein binding
Source: RefSeq, a predicted model, not a curated record